CAUUACAAUGGACCGGAAACUGAAACCAUUUUAAAACAUAAGUGAAAGUGCUGUGAACACUUUCAUGCUUAAAAACGCUCGUAUUAGUGUUUUCAGUCCUUUGGCCUUUUUGAGGAAUGUUCAAAGACUCUUUCAUGAGGCACGAUGCCAAAGAUUCUUCUCAGUGGAUGUUUGUUUACCCUUCUGGCUUUUUCAUCUCAUCUUCACGUGUGUGCGAACGAGUGUGUGACAGCGGUGUUUGCCAAACGUAAGAACAUGUACGUAGCCGAAGGUGGCAGCGUGUCUAUAUCGUGUGAUGUCCAGCACUGCAAACAGAAGUGGACAGGAGGUUGGGGGGUUAGACAAAAAUAUUUCACUUUCCUUAACACGUCUCAACGAGUCCACAUUUCUAACGGCGAAAUCUCACACGACGUCACACGCCUCAUCCUCACCAUCCGCAAUCUCAACCAGUCAGAUUCUGGGCUGUACCAGUGCAACAUCAACUGGGGGGCAUCCAGCAGCCAGGGGCAUGUCAUACAGGUCAAUGUGACUGAAGGCAGCGCUGAACAAUUCAUGCCUGAAUCCACAGGGAGGAAACUUUCUUACAGGUUGUUGGUUUGUGCUGCGGCCAGUCUGUGUUUCCCAUUGGCUUUGGCUCUGGCGUAUUGUUUUUCCUCUGACGUCCAGCCUCCUCCCCCUGUUCCUCCUCCACGCUCCCGAAACAGCUCCACAGCUCGAGUUAAACCAAAAGCUGAUGUGGUGUACACAACGUUGACUCUGAAUGAUCCCAGACAGCAGAGCGCCGCUCAAGCGACGAAGAAAGCGACGGCAGUCGUUUACUCAACACUGUCCUUCUCCGCUGUUUGAACCUAUCAGGAAAACGUCAAAUAAAAUACAUUCAUGCUGUGA
Molecule: messenger RNA, 888 nt
Organism: Tachysurus vachellii
Lineage: Eukaryota; Metazoa; Chordata; Actinopteri; Siluriformes; Bagridae
Exons: 5
Coding region: 145-846 (233 amino acids)
Biological process (GO): immune response-regulating cell surface receptor signaling pathway
Cellular component (GO): plasma membrane
Molecular function (GO): signaling receptor activity
Source: RefSeq, a predicted model, not a curated record